GCAAAAGGGAUAUUAAACUAGGGCUUAUAUCGGCCAUUAGUUCUGAUUACUGGUGAGGUUUCGAGGCGCAACAUGGCCGUGAUUGGAAUCACUUUCAGAUUUUCUUGGUUUUGUUGCCUGCUAAUUGGCGGGAUAACCUCUUCUACAUCAAGCUCACUUAGGUCUAAAGGAUAUGGAAAAUACAUCUCUCCAACAGCUCAGUUGCAAGCGCAGCUGACCGAAGAACAACAAACAUCUGGCCUCCAUCCUGCAAAAGCAACUGGACCCCAUGCCCCAGGCACCUCAGCAAGUGCGGUAUCCAGUUCAAAUUCCCCAGCAGCAAAAGCAACCAGCUACUGGGCCUCAGCAGCAGACGGAACUGACCACCAUGCCCCAGAAGCAACUGGCACCAAUGGAUAUACCGCAGAAACAACCAACAGCUAUGCCCCAGCAAACAUGGUAUCCAGCUCAAAUGCAGCAGAAGCAACCGGCCACCAUUCACCAGAAAGUGUGGCAUCCAGCUCAAUUUCCCCAGCAGCAAAAGCAACCAGCUACUGAACCUCAGCAGCAGAAGGAACCGGCCGCCAUUAGCCAGCAACCUCAGCAAGUGUUGCAUCCAGCUCAAAAGCUGCAGAAGCAACUGACUGCCAUGCCCCAGCAAGUGUGGUAUCCAGCUCAAAAGCCCCAGCAGCAGAAGCAACCCGCCGCUGAACCUCAGCAGCAGAUUGACCUGACCGCCAUGCCCCAGUCUCAGCAAAUGUGGCAUCCAGCUCAAUUUCGCCAGGAGCAACCAGUCCCUCUGCGUCAACUGCAGAAGGAUCUGCCCGCCAUUCCACCACAACUGUGGCAUUCCGCUCAAAUGCCCCAGCUGCAUAAGCAACCGGCUGCCAUGCUUCAGCAAGUGUGGCAACUGGCCCCCAUUCCCCAGCAGCCUCAUGACGUGUGGUAUCCAGCUAAAAUGGUCCAGAAGCAACGAGCCGCUGCAACUCGGCGGCAGAAGGAACUGAUCACCAUGCCUCAGCAAGUGUGGUAUCCAGUUCAAAUGCCCCAGGAGCAGAAGCAACCGGCCACCAUAACGCAGCAAGUGAGAUAUCCAGGUCAAAUGCCCCAGAAGCAUCUGGUCUCCAUGCCUCUGCAGCAGAAGCAACCGACCGCCAUGCCCCAGCAAGAGUGGCAUCCAGCUCCAAUGCUGCAGACGCAACUUGCCCCAAUGCCUAUCCUGCAGAAACAACCAACAGCUAUACUCCAGCAAACAUGGUAUCCAGCUCAAAUGUCCCAGCAGCAGAAACAACUGACCACCAUGCUGCAGAAGCAACCAGCCCCAAUGCCUCAACCGCAGAAGGAACAGGCCACCCUGCCCCCGCAAGUGUGGCAUCCAGCUCAAAUGCCACAGCAGCAAAAGCAACCAGCUACUGAAACUCGGCAGCAAAUUGAACCGACCGCCAUGCCCCAGCCACCUCAGCAAGUGUGGCAUCCAAAUCAAUUUCCUCAGGAGCAGAAGCAACCAGCCCCUAUGCAUCUACCGCAGAAGGAACUGACUGCCAUACCCCAACAACUGUGGCAAACGGCUCAAAUGCCCCAGCAGCAUAAGCAACCGGCUGCCAUGCUUCAGCAAGUGUUGCAUCUGGCACAGAAGCAACCGGCCCCUAUGCCCCAGCAGCCUCACGACGUGUGGUAUCCAGCUAAAAUGGUCCAGAAGCAACAAGUCGCUGCACUGACCGCCAUGCCGCAGACUCAUCAGCAAGUGUGGCAUCCAGCUCAAUCUCCCCAGCAGCAGAAGCAACCGGCCUCCACCCCUCUACCGCAGGAGCAGCCGACCGCCGUAUCCCAGCAAGUGUGGUAUCCAGCUCAAAUGUCCCAGCAGCGGAAGCUACACACUGCCAUGCCACAGCAGCAACUGACCGCCAUGCCUCAGCAGAAGCACUACCAAAGCACUGAAGAUGGUGCCUCUGGUAGCGCUCAGGCCAGCAUCGUUGAACAGUCGGGUGUCAUCCCAAUCUAUUCCUACAGUUCCAAAUCGCACUACGAGAAUGGCAGAACUGUCUUUUCCCAAAUCGGCUACACUCCUAGGGAGGCAAUGCCUGUUGACAGUGGAAAUGCUCCCAAGGACGGUUAUGUUAGCUUUGGUGCACCAAGCAUAUAUCCACCACUAGUAAAGGAUUCUGCAAGGAAGUUGCUGGUGCUCUUGCUACUCCAGAGUUAUGGAAUACAUAUACAAUUUUACUUUCAAAAAUGCCUUGUCUCUUUGAAAUAAUGAUUCUCGCGUGUCCAUUGCUUGCGAAUUGAGAACAGGUGGUGCGCAGUCUUGUAAAAAUGACUGUUCAGUUAAUUCUUUGGUUGUUCAUCUUUUACCUUUGCUACUGGUUGUUAAAAAUAAAAGCUUGGGUCUACGUAAGAGUAUUUGUGAAGGGGUGAGUUGUCAGACAUUCCUCAUGUUCAUACUUUAGAUGUAGGCAUGCAUUGUAUACAGUGAGACUGUCUUCAACCUCAGUGUAAGUUGUUGGUGAGUAAAUUAACAUAUAGGGAAUUGUUUUUAGAUGG
Molecule: messenger RNA, 2520 nt
Organism: Oncorhynchus nerka (sockeye salmon)
Lineage: Eukaryota; Metazoa; Chordata; Actinopteri; Salmoniformes; Salmonidae
Product: serine/threonine-protein kinase Wnk-like
Exons: 4
Coding region: 269-2233 (654 amino acids)
Source: RefSeq, a predicted model, not a curated record